AUGGAGAGCAGUGACACCAUCACUGAGGAGGUCUGCAGGGAGGACGACGUUGGGGACGGACAGCUCCUGGAGGUGGCGGUGGCCGGGUACCCAGUGCUGCUGGUGAGGAACAGGAGGGAGUUCCGAGCUCUGGGCAGCAAAUGUCCCCACUACGGUGCCCCUCUGAGCAAAGGGGUUUUGAGAGGGGAGAGGCUGCGCUGCCCCUGGCAUGGGGCCUGCUUUAACAUCAGGACUGGAGACAUUGAGGAAUACCCUGCUCUGGACUGCAUCCCCAGCUUUAAGGUAACAGUGGAAGAUGGAAAGGUGUUCAUUACAGCAAAAAAGAAGGACCUGGAAAGCAGCCAGAGGGUGAAGGACACAAGCAGGAGGUGCCUCCUCAACAAGAACACGAUGCUGCUGCUGGGGGGAGGUGUGGCUGCCCUGGUGUGUGCAGAGACUCUUCGCCAGGAGGGGUUCACCGGCAGGAUCAUCAUGGCCACCAAGGAGAAGCACGUUCCCUACGACAAGUCCAAGCUGAGCAAGGAAAUGGACUUGAAAGCUGAGGAUAUCUACUUGAGGAAACCUGAAUUCCUCCAGGCUCGGGGUAUUGAGUUCUGGACAGAGAAAGAGGCAGUGUCAGUGGAUUUCCAGAAGCAGAAGGUUCGUUUCAUGGAUGGCUCCUCUCAGAAGUACCACCAGCUGCUCAUUGCAACAGGCAGCCACUCUGGUUUCCUCAAAGUGCCAGGUGCAGACCUGCAGAACAUCUGCACGCUCCAAACCCCAGAGGAGUCCAGCAAGAUCCUGGAGCUGGCAACUGGGAAGAAUCUGGUGAUUGUGGGAGCCUCAUUCAUAGGGAUGGAGGUGGCUGCCUUCCUCUCAGACAGGGCUGGAACCAUCUCCGUGGUGGAGAGAGAGCAGUUCCCUUUCCAGCACGCCUUGGGUCCUCAGGUUGGAGGCGUUGCCAUGAAGAUGCUGCAAAAUAAAGGGGUGAAGUUCCACAUGAAAACAGAGCUGUGUGAGCUGAAAGGAAAGGAUGGAAAGGUCACAGAGGCUGUCCUUGCCAACGGAGAGAAGCUCCCUGCAGAUGUGGUGGUGGUGGGGAUAGGCUCAAUCCCCAGCUCAGCCUUCCUGAAGGGCACCCCCAUUGCCAGAGAUGCCAAAGGUGCCAUCCUGGUGGAUCUGCACAUGCAAACCAACAUCCCCAAGGUCUUCGCUGCGGGGGACGUGGUGACAUUCCCAGUGGCACUGCUGGGUGGGGACAGGUCCAGCAUCCACCACCAGCAGGUGGCUGAGGCCCAUGGUCGCUGUGCUGCCCUGAACAUGCUGGGCAGAGGGGAGGAGCUGCACACUGUUCCUUACUUCUGGAGCACCUUGCUUGGGAAGAGCAUCCGCUAUGCAGGCUGUGGGAAGGGAUACACGGACACUGUGGUGAAGGGCAGCCUGGAGCAACAGAAAUUCCUCAUCUUUUACAUCAGGGAUGGCCAUGUGACUGCAGCUGCCAGCCUCAACUGCGACCCCAUGGUGUCCCUGAUUGCAGAAGUGUUGUACGUGGGGAAGCAAAUCUCCAAAGAAGAAGCAGAGGCCUGUGACAUUGGCAGCAUCACCUCGCUGGCAGAGAGCUGA
Melozone crissalis (California towhee) is the source of this 1602-nucleotide messenger RNA. Its product is annotated as apoptosis-inducing factor 3-like. Gene Ontology annotation, cellular component: cytoplasm. The transcript is spliced from 18 exons. Gene Ontology annotation, molecular function: 2 iron, 2 sulfur cluster binding; oxidoreductase activity, acting on NAD(P)H; flavin adenine dinucleotide binding. NCBI's taxonomy places the organism in Eukaryota, Metazoa, Chordata, Aves, Passeriformes, Passerellidae. The record is from RefSeq and is a predicted model, not a curated record. Bases 1 to 1602 code for a protein of 533 amino acids.